AUGCCUGAGGAAACGUUUGAGCCAGAAACGCUUGUAUUGUGCGGUCUUCCAUACGCACUCGAUCUCGAUUUUGUCAUGGAUUUUACCGGCGUAACUUGUUUGAGUUGCGACUUACUGAAGGAGUUGGGCGGUCUUCUCCUGCUGGAGUCAAAUUUUGACCGGCUUUGUCGCGAAAUCGUUCUAUUCAUACCUGACUUUUGGCAACUGGAAGCCGAUCGUUCAGACGAUGAUGGACGAUUGGCGACCGACGAUCGCUCAGUUUCUGCGAAUGAACUCGACGUGAUCAGACUGGCAUCUUCCGUUUUACUUGACCUGUCGUCUUCGAAAGACUGA
Molecule: messenger RNA, 333 nt
Organism: Soboliphyme baturini
Lineage: Eukaryota; Metazoa; Nematoda; Enoplea; Dioctophymatida; Soboliphymatidae
Source: the annotation of a GenBank genome assembly